AGGCUCAAGGCGUUGUGUGACAGUCCAGAAUGCCUGCGCCAGCACAUAUGCCACCAAUAACAUGCUGCGCAGAAGCAUCUCCAGUCCGACCUCAAAAGAUCCAAGUGACCAAAACUGCGAUCGUCGAAGAGAAAAGCAUGAAGGGAGUUCCAGCUUCAAACCGAGACGGCUCUGGGUUUCCUCAAUUUAAGAUGUCCUUGUCUGCGCUGCACUGGCAGCAAGAGCAAGCUCUGGCUACCAUUGUGGCCUUGAUUGAUGAAGUGGACUCUUUGAAUAUACCAGACAAGAUCAUACCCAAAGAGGCCCCAAUUGAUUUCAAGCAGGAGGUUUCCCAUUUACGUGAAGACUGGGAACAGCCUUUAGAAUGUGUGCCUAUUCCUCCUGCUGAAAAGUGGGAUGAAAAGCCUGUGAAGUCUUCUGGCACAUACUCAAGGUACCAGGCGCUCAUGCAGCAAGACUCAGGAGAAGUCAAACCGCGAGUUCCAACAAUCCAGGUUGAUGGUUUGACAGUCUGGACUAGGUGGUGGUGUGUUCGCAUCACCUCCCAUCGAUACUUUGACUAUGUGAUUGGCGUUCUUAUUUUGAUUAACUCACUUCUGGUGGGAAUUGAAGUGGAGCUCAGCGUGAAGAAGCCCCCACAAGUGCUGGAAUGGAUGCAGCCUGUUGACACGGCUUUCAUUGUCGUGUAUUGUAUUGAGAUCUUUAUGCGUCUUUUCGGGAAUGGCUGGAGAGUAUGCUUUGCGGAUGGAUGGUUUCUGUUGGAUUUUGUCCUCGUGGUUGUGGGUGUCAUCUCAGCCUUUGUUCUAGAGCUCACGGAGGUUGGUGGGGGUGAUCUCGGCCUUCUAGAAUCAGUCUUGGUGAUCAGAGCAAUGCGUUUGCUGCGGCUAAUCAGAGCCUUGCGCAUGCUAAAAUAUUUCAGAACUGUUUGGCGGCUCGUGUAUGGCCUGCUAACAUCGCACAAUGCAAUGUUCUCAACACUGGCCUUGAUUGUAUUGACACUCUAUAUUUUUGCCUGCCUCGGUGUCGAGCUCAUAAGCAAGGAUCCAGACUUUCAAAUUGAGGGGGAUGAGACAUUCGAUAUUGUGAACACACAUUUCGCUUCCGUACCUGGCACAAUGCUGACUCUCAUGCAAUUUGUGACUGUGGACUCAGUCGCCAUAAUCUAUGGUCCGCUGGUGCGCAAGAACGGUAAAUACUAUUUGGCAAUAUAUUUCUGCGCGAUUAUUUUGAUAGUUUCCAUUGCCUUGAUGAACCUAGUAACGGCCGUGUUGGUUGAAGGUGCAUUGGAGAAUGCCCAAAAUGACAAGGAAGCUGACAAAGUCGACCUUCAAGAGAAGCUGAAGCGAGCAGUUCCAAAGAUCCGGCAAGUCUUCCAUGCAAUGGAUGCCAAUGGAGACGGCAAUGUUUCCUUGGAGGAGAUCGAGGCUGUCCCCAUGGACGUGCUGCCAAAAGAGCUGUUUGAGAAGAGUGGAAUCAGCAGCAUGAAGGAGAUUUUUGCAAUCCUUGAUGUUGAUGGUGGAGGUGAACUAUCGCAAGAUGAGUUUGUCGAUGGCCUUUUGGACAUUUUCUUCCGAGAUGUACCACUUGAGACAGUGCAAACUUUGAAGCUUCUCCGGCUGAUGGAGCAUCGGUUGAACACUUUGAAAGAGAUCAUCGUGAUGUUUCAAAAUUUCCAGGGCCCACAAGCUCAACACAUCACAUCGCCUCAGCCGGUUCAGGCAGACCAGAGCUUGCAGAACCCAUCUGAGACAUUCCGCAUGCUGCUUUCUUGAGUGCGUGAGGACAAGAACCGAGGUAAAAAAAUGAGUCAAUGAGUGGCGGAGCCACAUAGUUGGGAUUAAGUGCCCUCUAGAUACAUAGGCCGAGCCAACAACUUGGUUUGCAAACGCGGGCUGUCUCACAUGAAAAACUUGCUGCAUCCCCAGGUGCAUAGGCAAGGGGCACCAACUCGCGUGAUUG
Molecule: messenger RNA, 1959 nt
Organism: Durusdinium trenchii
Lineage: Eukaryota; Dinophyceae; Suessiales; Symbiodiniaceae
Source: the annotation of a GenBank genome assembly